This is a messenger RNA of Cylindrotheca closterium, 849 nucleotides long. The record is from the annotation of a GenBank genome assembly. Lineage: Eukaryota; Bacillariophyta; Bacillariophyceae; Bacillariales; Bacillariaceae.
AUGAGGUUACUCCAGUCGCUUCUUUAUCAGCAACGGAAGGCUCUAAGAAUUCGUUCUGCUCUGUUGAGUACAACUUCACCAGGUGUCCUCAUACCCCAGCAUCUAUUUACACUGGAUGAAAAUGACCUCCGAUUUUCGUUACCGCGUCUAGGCUUUGUACCUCGAGUACUUCUUGGUCCGGUCCCAAUCACACCAACUGAUGUUACACGACCAGCCGCGGCUAGAAGCUUACAAGCCCUUCGCGACUACUGUUGGGCAAGGCGACUCUGUUCGGCCCAAAUGAUCCAUGAUCAUGGGAAACCUUCCAGCAAGAGUCCACCUGCUCCGAAGGAAAAACCAGUGAAGGUCAAUCAGUAUGUUCCCACAGAGUCUCCUCUACCGGCUACUAUGUACUCAGAUUGCGAUGAGAACAUGCUCUCAGAAUACCAAUGUCUGGUGCGUCAGCAGCUGGAAUUCUUUGAAUCGUCAAAGCAAGAUAUUCGAUGGAGUAAACAAGGACGAAACAAUAACCUUGUUCCUGGACAAGUUGGUAUCCGUUGCAAGUGGUGCUCGCAUCUACCUACGCAGUGUCGUUCUCCUGGAGCUGUUUACUACUCUGCCACGUUGAACGGACUAUAUCAAGCCGCUCAGAAUAUGGUCAAGAAUCACCUCUGCAAAGAAGAAUGUCGCCACGUUCCACCAGACAUUGAACAUCGCCUGAUUCGACUACGAGGUAGUAGGCGACGCGGCCCUGGGGGGAAGAAAUACUGGGUGGAAGGGGCAAUGGCCCGUGGAAUCUAUGAAUGCGGAGGAAGGUUGGGAUUGAAGCAGCUGAAAGUGGCAAUCCCUUGUAGAAAGGGUGCGACCUAA